CCCGGUCCCCUCUCAGACGGCCCAAGAAGUUUUCCAAACGGAUAUGUAGCCAUAUUUUGGCCCAACUUCUUGUAACCUCACGUUGGUGGGUCUGACAAUCAAGCCAGGAGAUAUUGCAGUGGCAUCUGGGUUGAUCUCGCAGUAAUGUCGGUCUUGAUGUACAUGUGCGCGUUCGUUGUUGUGGACGUUGCCUCUUCCGUCAUCACUUGCUCCGACCCCGGACCACUGUCAAUGAAAGUCGGAGAAGAGCAGUCACUAGAGAGCACGUGCAUUCUCCCAGAGGAGUGCAGGUGGGGAGCCACAGGGGUCACGUCAACUCCUCCGCUGCCCUCAUACUCUGAGCCAGGGGUACCAAUCGUCGGACGAACAGUCAUUGACUUUGGUCUGAGCAACGUCACGGUGAGGUACACAUUUCGUGGUUUCGACAACAUGUUGGGCGGAAAGGAUAGCCUCAUAGAGCAUUUUCUGUGGACGGUGUCUUGCUCGGCGAACAAUUCAAACAUCACGGAUGCUCAUGUCAUGAAUUUCACCGUGCAAAUGGGUCGUUCGGACGAUGGGAUGUUUGCUUUGGAACCACCAGCAGAGAUUCCAGUCGAUUGCCUUGUUGAAGGGAGCGAGACGCUUGUUCCAAUGAUCUUCACAGCCCCAGACGCCUCAGCCUCUUAUCGAGCACUCAUAGGCGGCUGGAAGGAAGGCGAUGAGUUGCCUUGGGUCUUCUCGCGCCCCGCGGAAGUAAUGCAGUUCACUGAGUGGAGCACGCAUGAGUGGGAUGCAGGAUCGCAGCCCAUCCUCAAAGGCAUCGAGGCUGAGCCUGACGGUCGUUCCCUCAAGCUCCUUUUCAAGCCAAACGGUGGGGCCAGCUAUGGCGAGUCAUGGAAAGUGUGCAUGUAUCCUGGUGACGGCUUCAACUGGUUCCCAAAGAUUUGCACUGGCCAAUUCGUUGUGCGGAGUGGCCCUGAAGAAUGCGAUGCAACGCCGACGACGAUUAGCGGCGGCACGUUGUCUUUUCCGAGCCUCGCAAGCUUAGUUUUCGGAUUCGCGUCCUGUCACAUUGUUCGUCUUUAGUGAGCGCAUUGGAUGUACAGGUUCAGGACAUCGGUCGCUGGCGGGAAGCACAUCCUGGUGGGCACUCCUUUCUGCGCUGUGCUUUACAUCGGUCGUGCAUGUUGCUUGCACGCCUGUUACAGAUACAACGAUUUCCAACUCUGGGUGUCGGGCUUUGGCGUUGAUAGGGCACGCUUUCAGUGAAGUUCACGCAGAAGCCGGGAACUAGUGCUAUUGGAAUUCGCGCCCGCCCGCAGCAGUUUGCGUAUGAGUUCAAAAGAAGUUCUCCAAACGGACCA
Molecule: messenger RNA, 1343 nt
Organism: Prorocentrum cordatum
Lineage: Eukaryota; Dinophyceae; Prorocentrales; Prorocentraceae
Source: the annotation of a GenBank genome assembly